This is a messenger RNA of Strongyloides ratti, 1080 nucleotides long. RefSeq names its product Transmembrane protein 129. Gene Ontology annotation, molecular function: ubiquitin protein ligase activity. The transcript is spliced from 2 exons. Gene Ontology annotation, biological process: protein ubiquitination. Bases 1 to 1080 code for a protein of 359 amino acids. NCBI's taxonomy places the organism in Eukaryota, Metazoa, Nematoda, Chromadorea, Rhabditida, Strongyloididae. Gene Ontology annotation, cellular component: endoplasmic reticulum; membrane. The record is from RefSeq and is a predicted model, not a curated record.
AUGAUACUUUAUUGUUGGUUACUUGGUGGUAUUAUAUAUUUCAUAUCAAUAUAUCCUCCUUCAGCAUUCGUUGGGACAGGUUUAACAAUUAAUGAUUUUUUUUUCUUCAUCUUUAAUCAUGAUUAUGAUGGUCCAAAUUUUAUUUCAAGAAUAAUUCAUAAAUCAAGAAUUACAUUAAUUACUCAUAUAGUUUUAGCAUCAGGAUAUUUUAUGUUUAUGAAUUAUAUUUAUUAUAUUAAUUUUGAUGAUAAGAAUAUUUUUAUGUUAUUUCAAAUGAUUAUACUUUAUAGUUUAGCAUUUUAUGUAGGAUAUAAACUUUAUUUAAAGACAAACUUAAAUAAUAAUGCUGAUGAUAUUACUUUACAAUUAUAUAAAUAUGCCAGAGAUGAUGAUGAGUUAAAUGAUAUUAUAACAGAAAUAGAUGAAUAUUAUACAAAUAAUGUUCCUAUAAUACAUGGUGAUGUUGAUCAUACAAAAAUAAUUAUUCUUGGUAAUUGGCUUUUUAAAAUGGAAUUAUAUGGAGCAAAAAUUGCAAAAUUAGAUGAUACUGAAUUAAUUUUAAAAGAAACACCAUCAGAUACUAAUAAACAUCCUGCUUUAUCAUCAUUAUUUUGUGUUGAAGUUAGGGGAAUUGAUCAUAAGUAUCCACCAUUUGACAUUAUUCUUCCAUUUAAUGUUUUAGAAGAAUUAAAUAGUAGAGUUAAAACAUCUAUAAAUACUUUAUUAAUUGAAAAACAUAAUAAAAUAGCAAAUACUUUUAGACAACGUAUAUCAGGAAAUCCAAAAUAUACAAUUAGAAAAGAUGAAGAAAUAGAUAAUUGUUUAGGAUGUUUAUAUAAUAAAGCAAGUGUUAUUAUAAGAAAAAAUUGUAAUACUAUUAUAAAUGAAAUCAAUUCUCCUUCAUGUGAAGAGUGUCAUUGUCGUCCAUUAUGGUGUUUAAGAUGUUUAGCAUUAGUUUAUGAAUCAAAAUGUGGAAAAAGUAUUAAUGAUGGUAUUAAUCCUUUAUUUUGUAAAGCAAACUGUCCAACAUGCAGAGCAUAUUUCUGUAUCUUAGAUGUUUCAAUAAUAGAAGAGGCUUGA